Messenger RNA from Onthophagus taurus, 419 nucleotides. Lineage: Eukaryota; Metazoa; Arthropoda; Insecta; Coleoptera; Scarabaeidae. The record is from RefSeq and is a predicted model, not a curated record.
UGAACUUGUGAGAUACAUAUGAUAAUGGCGUCAAAAAGGAAUGUGAAAAGCGUGCGAUUUGGUGACACCGGUUAUGAAGAAAUAUUGGUGCAGUGGGCAGCUGAAUGUGAUGAUCUGCCUUCUGAAGAAAGUGAUGUGUCAGAAGCAGAAAAUGAUGACACAGAAGAUAGAAAUUUCGAAUUGGUUCCUGACGAGUAUUCUGGAUCCAGUUCUGAUCAUGGUGACGAUAAUUCAGAGGAUGAUGUUGAUGAUAUUGGUAAGCCUUCAACGAGCGGUUACAUUGCUCCAAGUGGUCUGGUAUGGAGUUUGGAACCUCCAGCAAAAAAUAAAAUUCAACCACACAACAUUAUUCGGCGUGCGCCAGGACUAGCAAGGAAACUCCAGUUAUUGUACAAGAAAUUGUGAACUGUACUAAUUUA